AAUCCCACUGACUGGCCCAUUAGCCACUCAGAUUCAUCUCAGGUCUGUUUGUUUUGAUAGGAACGACACCAUGACGCAGAUGAAUGUCUCCCUCUGUUAUGAUUCCAUUAGCAGAGCCAGUGUCCUUUUCCUAUACGCUCUACGGCUCACGGCCUCUGCGGUUUCACUCGGACUGGUCUGCCCAGAGAACCGCCGGCCUCUACCCAGAGAGAGCCUUCCCCGCAUGGGGACACGUCUGGAUGACCCCCUGGUAUGCUGGAGGAGCCAGACCCAGGAGAUAAAGAGCGAAUAUAAAGACAAAUCAAAUGCAACCAAAAGGAAAUUUUAUGAUCUCACCAGAGGUGUUAUUUUAGACAUUCAUCAUGGCAGAGCCGGCAAAAAAGAAGCAGAGAAACCGCUGUUGGAGGAAGUGAGGAAGAGGAAGCAACUGUUUGACCAAGCGAGGGGUCUCACACGAGUAAGGAUCGGACCAGCUUUUUUUGAAUGAUCAUCAGGUAAUGUAUUUUUGCUGUCCAUUUGUUUUGAGUUGCAGGGAAGAGUUUUCUUGCCAGGAGUUUUCAUUGCCAGCAGGGUCGUCUGCUUCUCUCCUGACUCCCUGUUAGCUACUUUAUUGUGCUGGUUGGCUGACUGACUCUGGCUCAUUAUGAGCAGGUGACAAGGACAAGAUGAAGACGGAGAGCAGAGCGAGGCACGGCUGUUUUACUUACAGAGCACUUUUUAUACGCAAGGGCAGAUUCAAGUACGUAAGGUCUGUUUUCAGUGCCUGCGCUUCCUCUGGCCAUGACCUACCUGAAGAACAUGUUCCCCAACAGUUUAAGGAGUAAAUCAUGGAGAGGAGAUCAAGUGUCAGUGAAGUUAGCUCACACUUCAUCACCGCUACGUCCUUUUUAUUCCCCACACGUCGGCCACGGUCUGGCUCUGAAGGAAACGACAUAAGUUAUGGACAGGACUUUAAACGAGUUUCCAGAGCAGCUGCAUCGUAAUCAACUGAAGAAGUGAAAGAGAAGAAGCAGAAACCAGCAGAACUGUCCAGGAUUCAUUGGGUGGUGUUUUGGGUUUGGGUCAGUUAAACACCCAGGCUGGACGUGCCUCUCCUCCCCUGGACCACAAUGGGUUCAGACAUACGUGACCUGAACUCCCUGCUGACCCCGCUCCCACCGGGCCCCAGCCCCGGCUGCCCGGCGCUGCCCGUCAGCACGGCCCCACAGUGGGCUCCCGUCCUGGACUUUCACACCACGCCGUCCCCUUACUCCUCCCUGGCCGCCCCCCACAGCUCCCUGGGCUCCCACUCCUUCAUCAAGCAGGAGCCCAGCUGGGGAGCCACCAGUGACCCCCACCACCACGAGGCUGACCCCCACUGUGGCCUCAGCGCCUUCACCGUCCACUUCUCGGGACAGUUCACGGGCACUGGGGCCUGCAGGUAUGGGGCGGCUUUUGGGGCUCCACCGGCACCCAACCAACCCCAACCUGUGACUGCUCCACAUCACCACCAGCCCCCCAGCAGGAUGUUCAGCAACCCACCUUACCUGACCAACUGCAUGGACACGGCGCAGCAGGUGGCCCGCAACCAGACAGGUUACAGUGCAGUUGCAUUUGAUGGAGCCGGUAAUUACGGUCACACUCCCACACACCACAGCUCCCAGUUCUCCAACCACUCCUUCAAACAUGAAGACGCUCUAACUCAGCAGAAUACCAUGAGUGAGCAGCAGUAUCCUGUACCUCCUCCUGUUUAUGGAUGUCACACACCUUCAGACAGCUGUACAGGCAGCCAGGCUCUGCUGCUGAGGAACCCAUACAACAGCGGAGACAAUUUAUAUCAAAUGACCUCUCAGUUGGAGUGUGUGGCAUGGAAUCCUGUCAAUACACUGGCCUCCGCCAUAAAGAGCCACACAGCAGGCUACGACAGUGACCCCAACCCCAUGGUGUACAGCUGCAGCACGCAGUACCGCAUCCACACACACGGAGUCAUCAGGGGCAUUCAGGAUGUGAGGCGGGUGCCCAGCAUCGCUCCAGCCAUCGUGCGGUCAGAAACCAGUGAGAAGCGUCCGUUCAUGUGCGCUUACCCCGGCUGCAACAAACGCUACUUCAAGCUGUCUCACCUGCAGAUGCACAGUCGCAAACACACAGGGGAGAAACCGUACCAGUGUGAGGUUGUAGACUGUGGCCGGAGGUUUUCCCGCUCAGACCAGCUCAAACGACACCAGAGGAGACACACAGGAGUUAAACCCUUCGAAUGCGAGACGUGUCAGAGAAAGUUCUCUCGGUCUGACCACCUUAAGACACACACCCGGACUCAUACAGGUAAAACAAGUGAGAAGCCAUUUAACUGUCGGUGGCCAAACUGUCAGAAGAAGUUUGCCCGGAGUGACGAGCUGGUGCGACACCACAACAUGCACCAGAGGAACAUCACCAAGCUGCAGCUGACCAUCUGAGUCCACGUCCCCUCUGUUUGACAACAUCUGCUCAUGUUCCCGACGACCUUUGAACCCUGCAAAAAUCAAUCUUAAAUUCUAAUAACUAGAUUCCACGCUCUUCACCCCGCAGAGACAUCUCUGCGUUAAACACAGUACGACUGUGAAACUGUGCCGUGACUCUCCAGGUGAGGCAUUUAAAGGACAUUCUGUGUUUUUUUUAUUGUGUUUAACAAGUGAUAUGGAACCGCUCAAACCCAAACGAUGUGUGAAAUAUGCAGCCUUUCAUUCCCGCGUUGGAGGGCCUCAUUGGUGCGGUGUUGGCUCUCGGUGGAAGACGAGUGGCUUUUGUGUGGAUGACUCAGCACGUUUGUCAGCUGAGUGAAUCUCUGCAUUUGAAACAAUCAGAAAUGUCCAAGGAGUUCUUGUCAUAGACGAGAAGACACACUAUAUGGACAAAAGUAUUUGGACACAUUGCACCAACAGGGACUGUAAUACGGAGUUGGUCCCUCCUCUAAAAACAUGCCACGCUCACUUAGUCGAUUAAAUAUCAGUUUCUUCAAGGUGUGUCCCAUUUUUGUGGGGGCAAGAUUUACUACCCCUGUAACUCACUUCCAAGUGGCAAAAGGAUAGAAAACGGGUAAAAUGAGCAACAGGAUUGGGCCUUAGAUUUGUGAAUAAAAAAGAUGACACAAAGUCAGCGGGGAAGGACGCUCACUGCAGCGAGAACAUGGCCGCCACACUCAUGUUAAAAUAGAUUUAAGCCUCUUAAUUAAAUCUGCACCUGCUCAAGUCUGCAACACCUGCCACCGCUUUAUCUCACCAUUUUUCAGAUGGAGUAAACACCUCAUUGGGGGGGGGGUAAUAUUUUCAGUUCAUUUUUCAUUUUGGUCUCUUGAAGUGUUUCCUUUAAAUUUUAAUUCCAUAAACUGAGUCACCAUGUUUCCUUUUACCAGCUGAUCUACACUGAUGUGUGAGGCAGAUGUAAAUAUAAAAUGUAAACAUUUGAUUAGUCUGACUUUAACUUUUACUCAGUCAUGCGCAGCACUUCUGAACUGGUCCAGAGAUAAACACUGGUAUCUUGACUCUAAUGUAAUAUCUCAUUGUCUGUUUGCCGCCACCACCACCACCGCCGUGUGUACAGGGAGGUCAGAGGUCAUGGUGGGGUGCACCUUGGCGCCUCCUCAGCUGCUGUAAAUAUCUCCUAUGUUGAACUACUUCAGAAUGGCUUAUUUAUUACGUGUUCAUGGACAAAUAUGGUGUUCACUGGAUUGAUAUGAAGCUCAGUGUCUCUCGUGUACAGAUCAGCUCUCUCUUUUAUCCAGCAAUAAAAGUUGAGUGAGUAAACAACUUGCAUCUGACACCCUUUGUAUGUACGCUUUUGUUUUUAGUUUUUUUUCUUGGCAUAAAACAUUUAUGGUUGUAUUUAAACACUUUCUUUUCUCACUCUCACACACUCUCUCUGGCAACGCUCCUGGAGGUAAAUCGUCUCGGGUCUCUUGUCUCUUGUCUCUCGUCUCUACAGCGUGUAAAUAUUGCUGGACGUUUGGCAGCGUCUCAGACACUGCAGGCUCAAAAUAUAUCUGCUGGGUCACACUGGCUCUGUGGCAGGGACUUUACGGUCAACAUGUAAAUAAUGUGUCGUCUUCUUCUUCUUCUUCGCCAUGGGAACACAACUGAACUCUUUCCAUGGAGGGAAACAUGU
Messenger RNA from Solea solea (common sole), 4116 nucleotides. RefSeq names its product Wilms tumor protein homolog. The record is from RefSeq and is a predicted model, not a curated record. The transcript has 16 exons. Gene Ontology annotation, molecular function: RNA polymerase II cis-regulatory region sequence-specific DNA binding; DNA-binding transcription factor activity, RNA polymerase II-specific. Gene Ontology annotation, biological process: regulation of transcription by RNA polymerase II. Lineage: Eukaryota; Metazoa; Chordata; Actinopteri; Pleuronectiformes; Soleidae. Gene Ontology annotation, cellular component: nucleus. The coding region runs from base 1110 to 2432 and encodes 440 amino acids.